GAGAGAGAGAGAGAGAGAGAGAGAGAGAGAGAGAGAGAGAGAGAGAGAGAAAAAGGGGGAGUGUGUGCAGUGGAGUAAAGUUUGAUGCAGUUAAACCUCAUUCCCGAGAGCUCAACAGAGCGACUGACAGCAGCGUCACUCGCCCAACUUUUUAGAACAAAUUAAAACAAACCAAAUAGGCCAGGGAUUACACAUCCCGUUAUUCCAAUCCAACCGGACACUCGACAGUCUCACAGGUACAAUGGGAGAGGACUCGUCCCACGCCGACCGGUGCAGCAUUUCCAGCUCCACUCCUGUCCUUCCACCGCUCCAACUACAAGCCGAGAGAGGGGACCUUCUCAUCCCGAGCUGCGGCGGCAGCCCAUCGCCGUCCGCGUCCGGCGGCACCCUCGCCCGCAUGGGCUUCAAGAUGCCCACCAGCCCUACCUCCCCGGGGGCCAGCAGCCCUGCAGACCGCGGGCAGGUGAGCGCCAUCACGGUGGUGGCGCUCCUGGACAAACUGGUGAACAUGAUGGACGCGGUGCAGGACAACCAGCAGCGGAUGGAGUCCCGUCAGGCCGAGCUGGAGGGCGCGGUGAAGUUGGUGCAGGGGGACAUGAACCGCCUGACCAAGACGCACAUGGCGACUGCCCACAGCGUCAACAAGCUGCUGGAGCGCUCGCGUAAGGUGGGCGACAGCAUGAAGGAGGUGAAGGAGCGCAUGGACAAGCAGGGCACCAUGGUGAAGCGGCUGGAGACCAACCACCACAACCUGCUCAAGAGGAACCACUUCAAAGUGCUCAUCUUUCAGGAAGACAGCGAGAUCCCCACCAGCGUGGUCGUCAACGACUCCCUCAAGUCGCCGCCCCCCAGCCAGUUCGAUGCCGAGUCGGUCCUGCCAGCCCCCUCUGUCGCGGGCUCUGCAGACGCCAACUUUGGCACCGACGAGGGUCUCCAGACCAUAAGCCUCACUUCCGAAGACGAGGCUCUGGCCUGUGAAGAGGAAGUCUUCCCGGAUUAUGAGGCCUCCGUGGCCCAGGGCAGCUCCAUCACCCUGGAGCGCUCCAGAGCGGACAAGCUGAAGCGCUCCAGCCUGAAGAAGGUGGACAGCCUGAAGAAGGCCUUCUCCCGCCAGAGCAUCGAGAAGAAGAUGACCCAGAUCGGCACCAAGAUCGUGCCCCCAGAGCGCCGCGAGAAGAUCAAGAAGAGCUUCACCCCCAACCACCCCAAGAGCCCCACCUCCAGGAGCUCCUCCUUCAAGGUGUCCCCCAUGACCUUCAAUGUGAAGAAGGUGCGCGACUCCGGGAUCUACGUGCAGGACGGCGGGGAGAUGGCCCAUGUGGAGAUCCCUGCUCUGGGCAGCAUGGACAGAGAGGCCUCCAUGGCAGAGGUGCACGACCUGGCCGAGGGCCUGGCAGGGGGGGCAGUGGGAGCUCUGCAGAGCUUCAAUGCAGAGGUUGUGGUCAACGGAGACAGCCAAAGCGUGGAGGCGGUCGACCUGAGUUUCGACCGCACCGCCAGUUUGGCGAUUCCGGAGCAGGAAGAAGUGGAUGGGGAGGAUGCCAUCGAGGGAGAGCAGGAGGAGCUGGAAGUCCUGGUUAAUGGGGCCACUGAUUUCGCCACUGACGUCACAGCUGAUGUCACGGCUGACGUCACAGCUGAUGUCACGGCUGACAUCACAGCUGAUGUCACAGCUGACAUCAAGGCUGAUGCCGUGGCUGAUGUCGCGGCUGAUGUCGCUGCGGAAGUCGGGGCUGAUGUCAUGGCUGAUGUCGUUUCACAGAAUGCUGUUUCCGUGGCAGCCGUUGCUGUGGAGCAAGCAUCUUAAUCAGUAAUUAGUUUGAUACUUGGAUCUUUAAAGGUGACAUAUUAUACCCCCAGGUGUGAGUUUGAUCAGCCGUUACAAGCCGUUUUGAAAAUCUGCCUCUUCUGACAUCAAAAGUUGGCGUGUCCACCUAUAUAUAAGACAGAUAGAUGAGCAACGUUUGCCGCAGUCCACUGGGUAGGCUGGUAGACUGAUCUAUCCAGCACACAUAUAGGUGGACACGCCCACUUGUGAUAACAUAAGAGGCAGAUUUUUCAAAACCUAAAAUCUAAAAUAAAUCAACUUACACUACCACCUGGUUUUAUAAUAUGUCCCCUUUAAAUGUUUUGCUUGUUUUGACUGGUUUUAAUUAGAAGUUGUCUUUCUAAAUUGUCACUGUUUGUUUGGCAACUCUUUUAAUGUUGUAUUACUUCUCACAGUCUUGCAUCAUCCCACCUUAAUACCGAUGUGCCCCUAGACAACAGUAGUCUAGAGAGGAUUAACACUGGCUGCAUCCGAAUACUUAGUACAUACAGUACUAUUUCUGUUCAGUGUCUACUACUUGACCGUACUACACUUGACAGUAGAUGCGUUUCCACCCCCUGAUUUUAUGCAAACUUUGAAGUAUCAAAUCAGUAAACGGUGAUGGAAACACCAAAAUUCGCAUUAAAAAUCCUCUAAUUUGCAAAAAAGUUUAUCCGCUCGCAUGAGGUGGUUUUUGAGAAAUGCGAAAGAGUAAAUUCGCAAAAUGCCGAGAUGGAAACACACUUUUCGAAACAGCUGUGACGUAGCGAACUUUGAACACACAGGACUCUUCUCUAUUGGCGGACUAACCGCUUUUUGUUACAUUUGUUCCAGCUUUUCUACUUCUACUUCUACCAUUUAUUACAGCCACGUAUCGGCAUACAUUUUUUGCCUACAGCGCCACCUCCAGGCAGAACUAGGGUAGUAUCCCGCUCCAACCACUUGAUGGAAACGCACCUAAUUCAAAUUACUUUUUUGCGAACUUUCUAAAUGUUCGCAUCACUUUUUAGAUGGAAACGCAGCUACUGUAGUACGCCUCCGAACACCGCCGAAACUCCACCGGAUGUUCGGAGAUGACGUAUCUCCCUUCAGAUGCCGGCAAAAUUACCUUGAUAAGUUACCCUUUUUCCGUCUUGUCAUCAUUGCUACUAAAUUAAAAAUGUCUCCUUCUAAUUACCGAUUAAAGAAACAUUUAAUACUUGUACUUACAUUUCGAUAUUUCGAAAUUUGCGGCAGCCGCUGUUGGUGGUGUCGGGUCAGCCAUCUCUUCUUCGUCCGUUACCAGACUCCGGUUGCAUUGUGGGAUAGCGUAGUGACCUACCGUUGUACACUGUGGUGGUAGUACACAUUCGGAAAUGUUUUCCGUACUACACAAUGCGUACUGAGCAUUCGGACGCACUAUAUUUGUGGCGUACUACAAAAUGCAUACUAUAUAGAAGUCAAGUAUGAGUAUUCGGAUUCAGCCACUGUCUUUCUACUUUUUCUUUCUUAACCUGUUUGACAAUAACCUAACUGAUACACGAGUUAAUAGCAUGAAUCCAACCCAAUGCAGGUUUUUCCCUAGACCCCCUGUGUGGUGGUCUCCAAACGUACAGCCUUUUUGUGUCACAUUCACAAUAACUCACUCUCACAGAACUAAACCCAAGCCAUUCAGGACCCCCAUAUCUACGGGGUGAGCGGAAAACCAUCUUCCUCCUCCGCCUCCUCUGUUGGUCUUUCUCAGGAACGCACUAUCCGGCGAAGAAGUGGACUCUUUGUUCAUUUGAAAGAAUUAAAGGAAAAAACAUUACUGCCCGCAGCUGGUGGAGUCGGUGGGUUGCCAGGUUGUGUUGAAGAGGGAAUGGGACGUUUCAAUUGCAUGUUUUCAAAAGAGCAGACCCAGAGUUUUUUUGUUGACUUCAUUUCCCAGAAGCUGAUACAAGAACGUCCAAUGUCCUUAACUUCCUGUAAACACAUUAACGCGUCCACUGUCCACAUCCACACAUAUGUUGAAUCUAGAUUCAUAUCAACUAGCUAAUUUGUUUUAACAGGGAAAGUAUACUUACACCAACUUGGUACACUUGUGACUCAUGGAAAAUUGGGGGGUUCAAUUCUUAGUGUUGUUUUGCUCAGUGACGACAAAUUGAUAUGAUAAUCUUAAUGUAUUAAAUAUAUUCUUAAUACAAUAAUAACAAUAGCAAGAUAUACCCAUGUUUUUGUAUGCUGCAAAUACACAAAACACUGCUUGGGUGCUCAAUGACAGGUAGAAGGGAAAUAUGGGUUUUCAUUCAAGGUUUUCUUUACUUGUUCGUUUGUGUGUUUGUUUACAGGAAAUAGUCAACAUUAUUAAUCAAUAUGUACUAUUUUGACACUAUCCAACACAAGCUUUAACAAAUGUAUGGUUGCAUCAAUUAAUAUAAGGCCUUCGAUAAUUCUUCAUUGAAUAUCCGUACUAAAACUUAUGUUGCAUCCAUUUGUAUUUAGUUUUAUGAUACCGUCUUAUUUGAGGAACUAUUUUGUUGAUGUCAACAAAUCGUUGCUGAACCUUUGCUGGUUAAACAUUUUCCUUAAUACAACCUUUUUGUGUGUUA
Messenger RNA from Gadus morhua (Atlantic cod), 4377 nucleotides. RefSeq names its product caveolae associated protein 2a (gene cavin2a). Gene Ontology annotation, molecular function: protein kinase C binding. NCBI's taxonomy places the organism in Eukaryota, Metazoa, Chordata, Actinopteri, Gadiformes, Gadidae. The record is from RefSeq and is a predicted model, not a curated record. Gene Ontology annotation, cellular component: caveola; cytoplasm. The transcript is spliced from 2 exons. The coding region runs from base 242 to 1807 and encodes 521 amino acids.